AAAGUAUUAGCUGUAUGCGAUACAGCCGGUGAAGAUGAUUAUAAUACCCUAAGACCGUUAAGCUAUCCGGAUGCGGAUGUCUUUAUCGUAUGCUAUUCAGUGGAAAGGCCACAAUCAUUAAAAAGUGUUCAGGAAAAAUGGAUACCUGAGAUUCGGCGCUUUUGUCCGGAUGUUCCAAUUUUAGUUGUUGGAAAUAAAAAAGAUAUUCGAAAUGAGAAAGAACGAGAAUGUCGAAAAGAAUGUGAUGAAAAUUCUGAACAACAUAAACAUUUAGUUAAUUUUGAUGAUGCAGCAGCAUGCGCUAAAGAAUUUUCCGCUCAUCAAGUAAUCGAAUGUUCGGCAAAAACAAACGAGGGUAUUCGGCAAGUAUUUGAUGCAGCAAUUCGAGUUGCUUUAGCACAUCGAGCAGGAAAUACUAGUCGAGUACUAAAUUCAAUUAUGAAAUUAAAACUUGUUUUUUGA
Loa loa (African eye worm) is the source of this 462-nucleotide messenger RNA. RefSeq lists its product as hypothetical. NCBI's taxonomy places the organism in Eukaryota, Metazoa, Nematoda, Chromadorea, Rhabditida, Onchocercidae. The transcript has 3 exons. Gene Ontology annotation, biological process: small GTPase-mediated signal transduction. Gene Ontology annotation, molecular function: GTP binding; GTPase activity. The record is from RefSeq and is a predicted model, not a curated record. The annotation marks the transcript as partial.